Messenger RNA from Spirodela intermedia, 270 nucleotides. NCBI's taxonomy places the organism in Eukaryota, Viridiplantae, Streptophyta, Magnoliopsida, Alismatales, Araceae. The record is from the annotation of a GenBank genome assembly.
AUGGCGACUCCGAGGAAGCCCGCUGGCUUGUUGCUCGUUCUUUGCCUGGUUCUCUGCGCCGCCGCCGGCCACGCCCGAAGCCUCUGGUCGCCCAUCGGGGGCAGCGGUGGUGGCCGCUGUGAGGAGCUGUACGUGGCGGAGGAAGGGGAGACGCUGCAGACGAUCAGCGUGAAGUGCGACGCCGACUUCAUCCUGGAUGAUAACCCCCAUAUACAAGAUACCGACGACGUUGGCCCUGGGACCGUUCUGUUCAUCAGGCCGAGCAUUUGA